AUGGCGGCAGAGUACACGCAGCAGAAGCAGCCACGGAAGCGGUACAAGACGCAUGGCUGGUUCGAUCAUGGAAACUUCGACCACGGUGAAAGCUCGCAUCCACCCAGACACAUACGCUUUGCGGAUCGCCCACAGCAGCCUGGAACCAGGAGAGGCUUCAUCCUAAAUGCCCUGGACAAGCUUAAUUCAGCAUCGAAACUUGCACUUGGUAUCGUGGGCUUCAUCCUGCUCUCUGCACCGGUGCUAGUCAUUCUCAGCAAGAUCAGCUUGUUUGGCAUGCAGUCCCUCUGCCAGAAGAACAUUCUGCCACAAGGCUCCGGACUCUGCGAUCAUCCCUGGACGAAGCCAUCCACACCAGUCCUGCCUUCCGUUCCAGUGGGCAAAACUCCGUUGACGACCACAUUCGACCAGCUACUGAAAUUGAAUGAGAUUUCUCCUUCGCUCGCAUUCCUCAGCAUGCCUCUUUUCAUGAUCAAGACGAACCUUUCUACCAUCCUUCCAGCGAUCCAGAACGACCUGCCCGGAACGAACGUCGAUGCUCUAAGGAAGAGUAGUUCGACAGCCUUCAAGCUAGUCGAGCAAUUCAGUACCAAAGACAACGAAUAUCGACAGUCGAGUUUGAUAUGGAAUGUACAUGGCAUAGCAGACUUCAGCUCCUCAAUCGAGCAACUCCGAACGGCAAUACCAGCACAUUCCGACUUCAACACUUGGUCCACAGAACUUCUCAAUAACAACAUACCUUUCAAAUCCGAUGAGACACUCAACUAUCAACUCCUGUCACACUAUGAUAAUUUUAUUAUGCACCAACUCCCUUACCUCGAAAACCUCGUAUUCUCUGCCGGAGAGACCAAGCUCGCGAUUCAAGAACUCCUCGGGCGUAUCGGGAAGCUGGAAACCGAACUUAUCAAAAGCUCUCACUACGCCCACGCUGAGCCCCUCAGCAUCAUGCGCCUUUCUGCAAACUGGACUCUCGAAGUCGUUACGCGCGCAGAGCAUCACUACAGAAAUCUCUCCUCUACUCUCUUCUCUCUGUUCAAGCGCCUUGGACCUGAGAUGGAGAGUUACGAGAAUUGGUGGGGAUUGUUCGCAUCGCGAAAUGCUGUGUCAGUCUCGCGACUGAGAGAGAUUGUGGUGGCUGAAAGUGGACUGCUGGAGGAAUUAUUCGCGAAAGCUAUGCCUGUGCAGGAUGCGGUGCAACGAGUGGUGGAUGAAUUUAUGCGGGAUGAAGACGAGGCACAGAAGAAGAUCUUAUGGAAAUUGGAAGAGGCUGCGAGGAAGGGAACAAUCGAGGAUAUAGAUUUCAUGUAG
Cercospora beticola is the source of this 1308-nucleotide messenger RNA. RefSeq lists its product as uncharacterized. The record is from RefSeq and is a predicted model, not a curated record. Lineage: Eukaryota; Fungi; Ascomycota; Dothideomycetes; Mycosphaerellales; Mycosphaerellaceae.